AUGGAGGCCUUGACACUCCUGUCCAAUUCUGGGUCUGACUGGCUGCAGGAAUUGGUUGAGGGCACUCUCAUGAAGCAAUACCGCAUCAUCAAGGAAGAGCUGGCUCUGUGGCGCGACAAGAAAUCACAGCGCAUGGAGGAGAUCGAGGCCCUGCAGGCGAAGAUCGGCCAACUCCAUGCCCGCAUCGGCCGCAGCAUGCAUGCACGGAGCUUCCAGGAUCUCACAAGCACAGAGCUGGAGCGACUUGGCAUCGAAAUCACACGCCUGCAAGACGAGUGCCAGAAACGGCAGCAGACUCUGGAGUCUACGCUGUCCAACCUGCGCAGACAAAGCGAUGAGCUGGGAGAGGAUGCCUGGGCCCUCGCUGCUGAGGCGCACCCCACACUGCUGCGCCUCGUGGAGGGAGAUGGACAGAGCACGGCUGGUGAUGAACUGGAUGUGAGCGACAAGACUCUCAAGCACUUGGAUCAGAAAGCGGAGAAACUGAGAAAACUGAAGGCCGAGAGAAAAGAGCAGGCGGUGAAUCUUCUGAGUGUUCUGGAGGGCCUGUGGGAUGUGCUGGAGACUGCAGAGGAUGAUGUCGACCGCAAAAAAUUCCAGGCAUUGCUGGACGGCCCUUUGCGUGUGCACAACACAACCUUGGACAAGGUGAAGGCAGAAGUGGAGCAUUUGGAAGGACGCAAGGCAGAGCUGAUCAGGAAGAUGAUCGAUGUAAAGAGGCGCGAGCUGGAGGACAUCUGCACAGAGUCCCACAUGUCCUUGCCCCCGCUUCCCCACUCCGAGGCAGCCCCUGACUCUCACACAGCCGCAUCAGCCCAGGUGGCAGAGGUGCUGGCCAAGGUGGUGAAGCAGGUGGGCGAUGCAGAAGCUGAAGCAGAGCGGCGCAGCAGGAUCCUGGACGCCAUCGAGGAUCUGCGGUCCAUGCGCGCUGAGUGCUCCUGGCUCAUCGAGUACGACAGGGACGACUCGCGCUACAAGGGGAGGGAUGCAAAUCGCAAGCUGCAGCGCGCUAUCAAGGCUGGGAAGGCCAGAGACCGCAUGCCGGCAGUGAUUGAGCAGAUGCAGAGCAUGUUGGAGGCCUGGGCAGAAAGCGAGGACCGGCCCUUCCUCUACGAUGAGAGGGACUACCAGGAGGUUCUGGCAGAGCUGAUGCAUGAGGUGCAGGCAGAGGCACAGCAGCGGGCCGCAGCGCAUCACCAGAAGACUCAGGGAAAUAGGAAGGCUGCUGCCGCAGUGGGGACUCCAGGGAAGCCAGGCGGGCUCCGCACAGGGAGCAUCCGCCCCUCCACGCCGAGGUCUGACAAGGCUCUCACGCCACUCACCUCCUCUGCAGGCAGCGAGGUGCAGCACCAGAGGCGCACCCCAAAGCUGCUCACUCCCAGGGCGGAGACUCUGCCAGGGUGCAGCAAGGAUGGGCAGCUGCCUGCACGAAAGACAGCCCGAAAUGCAUCCAUCUCGGUGGCGACAGAGGAGAAAAUGAACAAGCUGCUCAAGUCUUGUGCUGCCACCCCGCCCAGCAACGCCAAGAAGACACCGGUAUCAGCCGCAGCCAAGGCGCAGCCACUCACAGACAGCGGUAAUCUCAGCAGAGUGCAUGCACAGGUGAGAGUUCAGGGAGAUCAGCUGAUGCCUGCACUCUCCUCGCCAUCACGCCUGGCAUCCCCAUUUUCUGUGGCUGCGGCAGCAGAUAAAUGGAAGCAGUCCCCAGAGAUCCUGAUUCCAAAGCUGCCGACAGAGUCGCUGCAGCGCACUCGCUCGUUCUGA
Coccomyxa subellipsoidea C-169 is the source of this 1764-nucleotide messenger RNA. RefSeq lists its product as hypothetical. The coding region runs from base 1 to 1764 and encodes 587 amino acids. Lineage: Eukaryota; Viridiplantae; Chlorophyta; Trebouxiophyceae; Coccomyxaceae. Gene Ontology annotation, biological process: microtubule cytoskeleton organization. The record is from RefSeq and is a predicted model, not a curated record. Gene Ontology annotation, molecular function: microtubule binding. Gene Ontology annotation, cellular component: cytoplasm; spindle. The transcript has 12 exons.